This is a messenger RNA of Brugia malayi, 1236 nucleotides long. RefSeq names its product eukaryotic initiation factor 4A, putative. Gene Ontology annotation, molecular function: RNA helicase activity; ATP binding; RNA binding. The record is from RefSeq and is a predicted model, not a curated record. The coding region runs from base 1 to 1236 and encodes 411 amino acids. NCBI's taxonomy places the organism in Eukaryota, Metazoa, Nematoda, Chromadorea, Rhabditida, Onchocercidae. The transcript has 10 exons.
AUGACUGAUGCCAAUCAACAGCAGAAACAUGUAGACGACGGUGAAGCCGCUGGCGCCCCUGCGCCGAUUCAGGCGCCUUUGGAUUCUGAUGGUCUUAUUGAGAGUAAUUGGGAAUAUGUAUGCGAAAACUUCGAUGAAAUGGGUUUAAAAGAAAAUCUUCUUCGUGGAAUUUAUGCGUUUGGUUUUGAGAAGCCAUCCGCUAUCCAGCAACGUGCCAUUAUUCCGUGCACCAAAAAACGUGAUGUCAUUGCGCAAGCACAAUCUGGAACUGGAAAAACGGCCACUUUUUCCGUAGCUGUACUUCAAAAUAUUGAUGAAACCAUCCCAGAAGUUCAAGCCCUUGUAAUGGCACCUACUCGUGAGUUGGCGCAGCAGAUACAAAAAGUGAUGCUAUCGUUGGGUGAAUAUCUUGGCGUGAAGUGCCAUGCAUCAAUUGGAGGUACAAAUGUUCGUGAUGAUCAGCGUAAAUUGGAGUCUGGUGUUCACGUUGUAGUUGGUACACCCGGCCGUGUUAAUGAUAUGAUUACACGCCAGUCUCUCCAAACCAAUAACAUCAAAAUGUUCGUGCUUGAUGAAGCAGACGAAAUGCUUUCUCGUGGAUUUAAGGAGCAAAUUUAUGAUGUCUUCAAAUGUAUGCCGAGUGAUGUUCAGGUAGUGCUCCUUUCGGCUACGAUGCCAUCGGAAGUUCUGGAAGUAACAAAUCGUUUCAUGAAUGAUCCCAUACGUAUCUUAGUGAAGAGAGAAGAGCUUACCCUUGAAGGCAUCAGGCAGUUCUACAUAAACGAAUGGAAAUUCGAGACACUUUGUGAUUUAUAUUCCACAGUUAAUGUAACUCAGGCCGUCAUCUUCUGUAAUACUCGUAGGAAGGUUGAUUACCUUGCAGCUCAAAUGAGUAAAGAAAAGUACACUGUUUCCUGCAUGCAUGGCGAAAUGGAGCAAAAUGAGCGUGACGUAAUUAUGCGCGAAUUCCGAUCAGGCUCCUCCCGUGUCCUUAUUACUACGGACUUGUUGGCACGUGGGAUAGAUGUUCAGCAAGUUUCAUUGGUAAUCAAUUACGACCUUCCAAGCAAUCGUGAGAAUUAUAUCCACCGAAUUGGACGGUCGGGACGUUUCGGGCGAAAGGGUGUAGCAAUAAAUUUCAUAACGGAAACUGACAUGCGAAUGAUGAAGGAUAUUGAAAGUUUUUAUAAUACACAGAUUGAAGAAAUGCCGAUGGAUAUUGCAAAUUUGCUUUAA